UCACCUUGCCACGGGCUCUGCCGCCACAGAUUGGUUCAUUGUCAAGGAGAUUUUUUUUUUUUUUACCCAUGAUUCCAUAUGGUAUGGACUGGGCUACAUGUUGCCCAACAUGCCAGUGCAAAUGUUUUCUCAAUUAGGUGUCUUAUCUCCCGUGAGUUAGCAUCAGAUGAAGCUUGCUGACAGCAUAAUGGCAGGGAAAACCUCGGACGGCUCCAUCAAAUGGCAGCUCUGCUAUGACAUCUCGGCCAGGACUUGGUGGAUGGAUGAAUUCCAUCCCUUCAUAGAAGCACUCCUGCCCCAUGUCCGAGCAUUCGCCUACACAUGGUUUAACCUUCAAGCUCGGAAAAGAAAAUACUUCAAAAAGCAUGAGAAGCGCAUGUCGAAGGAAGAGGAGAGAGCAGUCAAGGAUGAGUUGCUCAGCGAGAAGCCAGAGGUCAAGCAGAAGUGGGCCUCCCGACUACUGGCAAAAUUACGCAAGGACAUCCGGCCUGAGUUUCGAGAGGAUUUUGUUCUAACAGUCACUGGCAAGAAGCCGCCAUGUUGUGUACUGUCCAAUCCGGACCAGAAAGGCAAAAUGCGGAGAAUUGACUGCCUGCGGCAGGCGGACAAGGUCUGGAGGUUAGACCUAGUCAUGGUGAUUUUAUUCAAGGGGAUUCCUCUCGAAAGUACUGAUGGCGAACGCCUUGUAAAGUCUCCUCAAUGCUCCAAUCCAAGCUUGUGUGUACAACCCCAUCACAUAGGAGUUUCAGUUAAAGAGCUCGACCUUUACUUGGCAUACUUUGUUCACGCCGUGGAUUCAGGUCAGUCCGACAGCCCAAGCCAGCCGAGUGAAGCUGACAUUAAGGACCAGCCAGAAAAUGGACACUUGGGCUUCCAGGACAGUUUUGUCACUUCGGGUGUCUUCAGUGUCAGCGAGCUCGUCCGUGUCUCACAAACGCCCAUCGCUGCAGGGACAGGGCCUAAUUUUUCCCUGGCAGACUUAGAAAGCUCUUCCUACUACAGUAUGAGCCCAGGAGCCAUGAGACGACCCCUGCCCAGCACAUCGUCAAGCAGCUCCGCCAAGCGUAUUAAGUGUGUGGAGGAUGAUGUGGACAGUCCAGGGGAGGAGUCGUUUUACCCGGGUCAGGGUCGGUCACCGGGCAGCGGCAGCCAAUCCAGCAGCUGGCACGAAGUGGAGCCAGCUGGAUAUAAACUCGGGGGCUCGCUAGCUAGUACAUUCAACUCAAGACAAGGGAUGCCAUCGCCUACUACAUUAAAGAAGUCAGAGAAGUCUGGUUUCAGCAGUCCCACGUCUUCGCAGACCACCUCCCCUCGAACGGCAUUUACACACCAUCAUCGGCCUGUCAUUACAGGACCCAGAGCAAGUCCACACGCAACGCCAUCAACUCUUCAUUUUCCAACGUCUCCAAUCAUCCAACAGCCCGGACCCUACUUCUCCCACCCAGCCAUCCGCUACCACCCGCAGGAGACUCUCAAGGAGUUUGUCCAACUCGUCUGCCCCGAUGCUGGUCAGCAAGCUGGGCAGGUGGGCUUCCUUAACCCUAAUGGAAGCAGCCAAGGCAAGGUGCACAAUCCAUUCCUUCCGACCCCCAUGUUGCCGCCCCCCCCUCCACCGCCCAUGGCUCGACCCGUGCCCCUACCAGUGCCAGACUCCAAGCCCCCUACCACGUCCGCAGAAGGAGGAGCCAACUCCCCGACAUCCCCAACCUACUCCACACCCAGCACUUCCCCGGCGCAGCGGUUCGUCAGCGUUGGACCCCGGGAUCCCAGCUUUGUAAAUAUCCCUCAGCAACCGCAGUGGUACCUGGGUUAAAGGCGAGCGUCUCCCACCACCCACCAGACAGACCACUUGACCCGUAGCCGGCACUGUGACAGGAAGGAGAGGACGAAGAGGGCUCGUCUCCCUGCUGGGGGAGGAGGAGGAGGAGGAGGCAUGAGGAUCACACGCUCAAGACCACCACCAACCCAUCGAUGCUGCACAACACGCGCCCCACCUUUCGGGAGCAUAGAGAGCGGCGCGCAGAACUACCUGGCUGAAGAGCGCCUGCACGUCACGGACUUGGUCUUUGCCCCCAUGGAUUUGCAAAUGGGAGAAUCAGGACCCUUGCUUGACCCGGGGGGGAGGGGUCCAGGACCCCGAGUCCAGGUUUGACUAAACUGCUGUUCUCUCUGUGUGCGCGGCAGGUGAGGGCCUCGUCGCAACGAUGAAAUAUUUAGGCUCCUGAGCCACCGCCCGCAGUCCCCGAGGCGAGCCUAAGUGUUUCAACGCUGACGUCCGGAGAACAUCAAGAGACCCUGGCCUGGUGAGGUGAAGGUGCCCCCUCCUGAAGCCCACUUCGACACACGCACGUACAUACACACAUACAUACAUACAUGCGUGGAGCCCUGCGGAUGUGUGCAUGCAUGUCUGGGUGAAGUCCACCGGGAGCGAACGAAGCGACAGCGCGCCUGCCUGGAAGUUGACGAGUACCACCGCCCGCCAGGUGCCCGCGUGCGCACCCUCACGCACCAUGGAGGACAGGCUCGAAGCACUCGUCCCCAGUAGAAGCCAAGAGAAGUGCGCUGUGUUUUUGUAUCGAACACGUCUUCAGAUGAGGAGGAGAAAAAGCAAUCCAUUGAGUUUGGGAACUGAGUAAAGUGCAAUUGAAUUGGACGGAUGAAUAUCCUCAUAAGAUAGAGUUUGUAAAAAAACAAAAAAAACAAAAACAAAAUAUUUUUUGGACUUUUUUUUUUUUUUUCCAAGUCCUUUUUUAAACCCCAGGACUCUAAAAUAUCGGGGUGGAAAAAAGAAAGAAAGAAAGAAAGAAAGAAAGAAAGAAUAGCCUUUUGAGAACGUUCUGUUUUGCUCUGAUCGAUGUUUUAUGAUUUGCUUGUGUAUCCCUUAAAAACAUGGAAAGCGUAGUCGGCAGGAGGCCGAAGUCUGGUCUGGGGUCAAAGACGCACGGCCUGCACCAGAAGAUGACAUGCAAUGUAAGUGGUGAGGCCUGGCGUGGGGGGGGGGGGGGGGGGGGGGGGGGUCUGUCCAGGUUUGAUUUUAUCAGGGGGUUGGGCUUCAGAAGUAGACCCCCAAAGCAGUGCAAAAAAACAGAAAGACAAACGAGUUUGCCAGAGCGCAGCACUUCAGUACCUUUACCUGCAGACGCUUUUUGUUUUCUUUCUUGUAUUAUUCGUAUAUUUAGACUUUCUGAUCGGCUCGAUGGGUGGUCAGUUGGGAAGAAAAGACAAAAAAAAAAAAACAAGCAGAAUAAUGUGCAUGUCGUAGUGGUAGUGACUAAUUUUAUAUAGCGCAAGUAGACUAAAUGUAGACACGAUAUGGUAAACCCGAAUCCAGGCACUUGCCGUUAAACGCGACUUGUUUGGCCCGCAGAGAAAGGGCUUCUUACUGCUGUCCUCUACAAUCAGCGAGCGGGGGGCCUUGCGAAGACCCCCGGCUCCUCUAUCUGUUCCCCUUAAAAUAAAUGAAAUCAAUAUUUUUUUUUAUGUUCUUGAAUUGCACGAAGCAGUUAUUCCGCAUCAAUGUGCCUUGCCCUGGAGAGUAAUUA
This is a messenger RNA of Erpetoichthys calabaricus (reedfish), 3542 nucleotides long. It is a transcript of the gene nfia, whose product is annotated as nuclear factor I/A. The record is from RefSeq and is a predicted model, not a curated record. Gene Ontology annotation, cellular component: nucleus. Gene Ontology annotation, molecular function: RNA polymerase II cis-regulatory region sequence-specific DNA binding; DNA-binding transcription factor activity, RNA polymerase II-specific. Gene Ontology annotation, biological process: regulation of transcription by RNA polymerase II. Lineage: Eukaryota; Metazoa; Chordata; Cladistia; Polypteriformes; Polypteridae.